Messenger RNA from Staurois parvus, 254 nucleotides. The record is from the annotation of a GenBank genome assembly. Lineage: Eukaryota; Metazoa; Chordata; Amphibia; Anura; Ranidae.
GCAUUUUCAGCCUGUGCGCUCUCCCUGGAAGCGUGCGGCACCAAUUGCUGUACAGGACCUCUGUGUGAGGUCCUGAUCAUGUGGUCACUGAUUGGGCAAUCAGUGAUCACAUGAACAGUAGUAAGCAAGAUGUCACUUCUGACAUCAUUGCUUACUACUAGUGAAAUUUGUGAAUGAUCACGGAGGUCACAUGGUACACGGCUAUUCACAACAGCCUUAUACCAUGUGACAAGCUGUGACCAAUCACAACUCUC